Molecule: messenger RNA, 752 nt
Organism: Psylliodes chrysocephalus
Lineage: Eukaryota; Metazoa; Arthropoda; Insecta; Coleoptera; Chrysomelidae
Source: the annotation of a GenBank genome assembly
GCUUAUUGUAUUUCUUAUCGAUUUAAUUAAAACAUAAAAUUUCAAAUUCUCUUCAUAAUAAUAAGAACAGUUUGGCAAAACCCGCUUUAGUUUCUAAAUUACAGUCAAUCAUGAUUUUGUCACGCAUUUUGAUCGUUGCAACUUUGACUUAUUUAGUGUCUGCAAAUAGUAAAUUGAAUAAUCAUGACUUGAAAGCAUUGAAAUCAUCAUGGAAAAAGGUAAAACUCAAUCAACUAAAAAUAGCAGAAACCAUAUUCCUGAGGAUCAUUGAUGGCCUUCCUGAGACUUCUUCGGUAAAAAUGCUAAUAGACCCCAUGAUGCUAAUAUUAGUGGAGAGACCAGAGUUUAAAAAAAACGUACACAAACUCGUUAGCGACAUUGACGAAGUCAUAUUCAAUCACUUAGAAGAUGCAAUUAGUAAAUUCGAGGAAAUUGGAGAAUUAGACAACGAUAAAUACAAUACUGAGCUAGACCUCGCCCAAGCCUCAACAUUGCUUGUUUUCGAAGACUUCAUGGAAAAGGACGAACUGAACGCCUGGAAAAAAUUAUUUAAACUCUUAAACCACUAAAACCUGAUAAUUUUAAAAUAUUCUCGAAUAAUGUAAUAAAAUUCAAAGUACAUUUUUUAUUACCUAUUUAUUUAAAUAGAAAUACAAUGUGUCCGAAAUUCGUGUCUUUAUAUUGGUAGUGCAGAUAUAGGUACAUGCAAGAAUUAAAGAAGUAAAAGAAUUCCCAAAAACUUAAAUGCCCCC